AUUAUGCAUCUGUCAUGCUGUUUAUAAAAAAAAUUCCAAUAGUCUGUAAGUCUUUGAAGUUGUCUACAGAUAAUAAUGCAUAACUUAAGUUUUUCAAAUUAUACAAAAAGUCCAUAUAUUGAAAAAGCAUUCUGAAACCAAUCAUGUAAUUAUAAAACUAAGUGAAAAUGGUGUGUCAAAGCACAAGACCUAGCUUGCUAUGAAACUUUCCAGCAACACCUGUCUGAAAAACAGGUGAAAAAUAUUGUCUGAUAGAAUCAUUGAUAGUCAAGAGUAUUGGGAUCAAUUUAAAAAUAACAUUUACAGCACAUGUGCUGAAACCAUAGAAUAUUGCACUUAUCAGCACUAAGACACGUUUGAAAAAAAUGAGAAAAUCCUAGCAUUAAUUCAAUACAGAAGAAAUGUAUUGUCACUGGUAAAAUGAUUCCUCUAAUCAGUGAAAACAUGAGGCUUUUCAUCUGCUCAAAGCCAAAGUCCAAAGGAGACAAUGUGACAACAAAAACAAGUGGUGGCAAGAAAAGGCUUCUGAGAUGCAGGGUUUUAUAGACCUAGAUGAUAUGAGGAGACGCUUUGAAGCAACAAAAGCUAUAUAUGGGUAAAACUCCAAAGGCCCAACUACUUACAUUCGCAGGAUGGCUCCACCCUCCUCGAGGACAAUGCAGACAUCAAACCACUCAAAGGAGUACUUUGGGAUCCUACUAAACAGCUAAUCCAGUCUCUGAAGACACCAUUGAGUUCACUCCACGAUGCUCAGCAAUGAAACACCUUGCUGAGACUCCAUAUUUUGAGGAAGUCUGGCUUACCAUCACCCAGUGUCUUUACCCAAAAUAUUUCGUCAAUCAUCAUGGGAAUGAAGACUUGCAGAUAGGGCAGAAGCUUCUCUUCACUGGGAAAAGAGCAGAUCAUUUGCUGCUUUUGUACUGCUUCCCAGCUCACCAUGACCUUGAUGUUGCUGUGUGUGAGCUGCCCACUGUCAGUUCCUAGUCAUCUUCAAUUAACAGAACUAGUGUGUCUUUCUGCCUUGUCAUUUCACAAGUUUUGUGUGAAGCAGCAAUGAGUUGAAUAACGUCCAUCCUGAAUUUGGAAAUAGGCAUAUCUUGUGUGUGACCAUUUAUAAAAGGAGACUUCCUGGAUUGCAACAAUAUUUAGUCAUAAGUUCAUUUUUAAAUACUAUUACUGUCCCUGUGCAACAUAAAAAUUAGUUGUUUUUUAGUUGCUCAGUUCUAGCAAUAUCGCACACAAAUUAGAACUAACAUUUUUCAGCCAGAUUUUCUUUUACAAAAGCCCGUUCCAAAUUCUUUGAAUGGAUAACACAGGAUUUGAACUGAAUGAAGAGAGAAUACAAAGUUCCUCACAGAAAAAGGAAUGGACAAAGCAAGAAAUACCAGAAAGAAAGAGUCGCUGGUCGCUAAUGAACAUCUUUCUAAUUUGUCUCUUGGCCUGCAUAAUCUCCACCAUCGUAGGAGUGCUGAUUUUCUCCUUGGUCUUCAUUAAUAACACUAGAUUUAUGACAGAGCAAAAUCUUCAAAAACAUGAAAUAAUCUCUCCAAAACCACCAAUAAGAACGUCAGACAAAAAAAAAGUAGACGUCAAAUUCCAGUUUCUGAAUCAUCUGAGUAAAUCUAAGGUAUUUCAGUUUCCUGGGGGUGAUAUUCAGUGGGCCAGAUUUAGGUCUGAUGCAAAUGAUUAUCACAGUGAGGAGGAAAUGGAAUUUGGAACAAGCAUCAACAAUCAGAGGUCUAAGAUGACUUUUGGAACAUUACGGAUCAAGGGCAAAGGUCUCCGAGCCCCCCACUGGCAUUUUAAUGCCAAUGAACAGGGCUUUCUCCUAAAGGGUAGUGCCUGGAUUGGCAUUGUUGAUGCUGGUGGUAGCAUAGUAACCACAUACAAUGUUACAGCAGGCCAAGUGAUUUUCUUCCCUAAAAACACAUUGCAUUGGGUAAAGAAUGUGGGAGAAGAUGACUGUUUGUUCCUUUUGUUUUUCACAACACAUGAAGAACUUCAAACCUUGGAUGUUGAUGAUGUAUUUUUCUCUACACCAGAAGACAUAGCAGCAAGAUCAUUAAAGCCUCAAGAUGGAGUGCAUUUCAUUAGAACAUUCAAGAAACAAACUGAAGAUCAGGCCAUUAACCUUCCACCAAACUUAGUAGAGCUCGUUCAGAAUGCCAGCUAUGUGCAGUCUCCAGCCAACCUAGUGUGGCAAUACUUCUAUAACCUCAAAGAUUCAACAGAAUUCAAACUUCCAGGAGGAGUAAUUCAAUGGGCUCGCUAUCGCAAAAAUGGAGCUGGUCUAAAUGACAAUGAGAAAAUCUUCAGUGACUCACUGCAAAGGCAUGAAAAUACUCUUACCUUAGCAACUAUCAGGAUAUACAGCAAUGGACUACGGCAACCUCAUUUCCAUUUCAAUGCUAACGAGAUGGGCUAUGUCAUUAGUGGCUGUGGAAAGGUGGGAAUUAUUGUUUCAUCUAAAAUUACCACUGACUUUGACAUUGGCAUUGGUGAUGUUGUAUUUUUCCCCAUUGGCACACAACAUUACAUUAAGAGCACAUGUGAUGAGGAUUUGCUUAUGAUUCUAGCAUUCAGCACAGGCAACCAGCUGCAAACCCUUGAUAUGGAUGACUACUUCCAUGCCACAGCAGAUCAUAUUCUCGCCCAGCUAUUCGUCAAGAAACAACAGGAAUUUAAGAAGAUCCCAAAGUUUAGUGAGGAUCAGGCAAUUAACCUGCCAUAGCCACUAAUAUUGUCAAAGAUAAUUACAUUUCACUGCCUUUUUAAAAAAAAGUAUCUUACCUUUCUUGCUGUUUAUCUGGGAGAGCAGUUCAGAAAACAAAGUAAUCUCAUUUUAAUAUUUGUAUGUAGUUAUUUUAGUUGGUAUUUGAGACACAGUAUUGUUUAAAGUAUUUUGCAAGUAAAGGUGAGGCCUGCCCUUCAGAUUAAAUU
This is a messenger RNA of Pelodiscus sinensis (Chinese soft-shelled turtle), 2940 nucleotides long. The record is from RefSeq and is a predicted model, not a curated record. Lineage: Eukaryota; Metazoa; Chordata; Testudines; Trionychidae.